This is a messenger RNA of Nylanderia fulva, 3313 nucleotides long. RefSeq lists its product as uncharacterized. Gene Ontology annotation, molecular function: diphthine-ammonia ligase activity. Lineage: Eukaryota; Metazoa; Arthropoda; Insecta; Hymenoptera; Formicidae. Gene Ontology annotation, biological process: protein histidyl modification to diphthamide. The record is from RefSeq and is a predicted model, not a curated record.
CAUCACGGUUGUCACAUACCUCUAUCAUCCGUGAUCCCAUCCCCAUCAGUCUCCCACAGUCUCCCAUGGGCUGCCAAUGGUAUUGUGUGAGAGGUUUAUUACCACCGAUUUAACAUGAUUAUUUAAACAAGAUAAAUCAGUUUUAAUUUUAAAUUUUGACUAUAAUUGUUUUUCAACGGAGAGAUUCAAGCAUAAUCUAAAAAAAAAAAAAACAAAAAUGAGGGUUAUUGCACUAAUCAGUGGUGGCAAAGAUUCUUGCUUCAAUAUGAUGCAGUGUAUAGCAGCUGGUCACGAGAUUGUGGCUCUGGCUAAUUUAUUUCCUUAUAAAAAAGAUGAGCUGGAUUCGUUUAUGUUCCAAACAGUAGGACAUGAAGGUAUCAACUAUAUUGCUCAGGCUAUAGGCUUACCUUUAUAUCGUUCUCCGACAUUUGGUAAAGCCAAUGUUCAAGAGAAAUAUUAUUAUCCUACAGAAAAUGAUGAAGUCGAGGAUCUUUUUAAGCUUUUGAACACAGUAAAAGAACAUGAAAAUAUAGAAGCUGUUUCAAGUGGUGCUAUUCUUAGUGAUUAUCAACGAAUUCGUGUGGAAAAUGUGUGCAGUCGUUUAAAUCUCAUUUCCUUAUCAUAUUUAUGGAGGAGGGACCAGGAGGAGCUUUUAAAUGAAAUGAUACAGAGUUCUAUUAAUGCAGUGCUAAUCAAAGUUGCAGCUCUUGGUCUUGAAAUUAAACAUUUGGGUAAAUCUAUAUCUGAAAUGCAAUCUCAUCUUGUUAAGAUAAAAGAAAAAUAUGGAGUGAAUAUGUGUGGAGAAGGAGGAGAAUAUGAAACAUUUACUUUAGAUUGCCCUUUGUUUGCUAAAAGUAUUGUAGUUGACGAUUAUGAGAGUAUUGUAAAUACAAGAGAUGAUGUAGCUCCUGUAGGAUAUCUUAGAUUUACAAAGCUCCAUUUACAAGAGAAAGAUAAUGGAGAAAUGGAAAAAUUAAGCCUGUCAGAAAGAUUGAAAACUGUUUUGAUAAAAUCUCCACAAGAUUACAUUGCUGAAAUCAUUGGUCCAGAGCUGCAUGAUGGCUGUAAUUUAUCAGAAGACGAAACUGAUGAACACGCUUGUGAAAGCAAUAGUUUAAAAGCAUCGAAUUCAGGUCAAUUUCAUCCUCCAAGUCCAAUGGAAAUUUUAUAUGAAGAGGAAGAUUACCCAGAUACGCCGAUGGUUAAUAGAAAUCAAACAGGGUGGUUUUGGUUCGGUGGCAUUGUAGGAAAACAUCCGGACGUCACACCUGCUGUAGAAGAGGCAUUGGAGAAAUUAAGCACUCUGAUACAAAAUGAAAAUCUGCGCACGUCUGAUAUCGUCGCAGUAACGUUGUACAUAAAAGAUAUGUCGAAUUACAAGGCUAUAAACGAAGUAUAUGUUUCCUGGUUGGGUGAGAAAAGUCCGCCCGUUCGUGUAUGUGUAGAAUGUCCUUUGAAUGUACAUAUCGCGCUUGACGCGACAGCGUAUAAAGAAAGUCAGGAUUGCGGUGAUAAGUGGGUCUGUAAGCGACAUACGAUGCAUGUUCAAAGCAUAAGUCAUUGGGCACCCGCUAAUAUUGGUCCUUAUUCUCAAGCUACCCGUGUGGGUGAUAUUAUUUUAGUUGCUGGGCAAAUACCUCUGGUACCUGGUAAUAUGAAUCUUCUAGACAUGAACAUUAAACGGCAGUGCCGUUUAACAUUAAGACACAUAGAUCGCAUCGUCAAAGCUAUGGAUGCUAAGCUUAGAGACAUAGUACAAGGUAUCUGUUUCCUGACUCAUUCUAGUUACAUUGCGGACGCGAGAAAAGAGUGGGAAAGGAGGACGAGAAAUGCCAUUGUAGAUUAUGUCGUUGUACCAAAUUUACCACGUGGGGCUCAAGUCGAGUGGUGCGUUUGGGCUCAUAGGGAUAAUAAUCGAUUUGAAUACGAAGAAACAGGAAAAUGUGUGGCUAACUUUAGGAUAGCCAUCAGACGUAGGUGGAAUUACGAAAAUAAUGUUUCUGCAAUUGUGUGCUACAUGUCUACCGGUUCAUCUAAUUCCACUGGUAAUUUAACAACGGAGGCAAGCUUGCCGUCUAUGGAGCUGAACGCAAAUGAAUUGUCAGAAGCCUUCGAGUAUCUAUUGUGUAAACUUAGGAAAGGUUCACAGAAUGCAAAUCCGACGUGUAAUUUGCGAAUAUUUUAUAAAGUCGGCAGCUUUCCGGGUCCGAAUUUUCUUCAUGAUGUCCUAUCGAAGUUUUCUACGCAGAAUUUAGUGAUCACCAUUAUACCGGCUACUCACUUACAUAAUUUCAGUACUUUGUUAUCUAUAUGUGGCAUUAGGCAUGAGUAAAUACUCAAAUUGAUUUUUUUACAUUGUCAAUUAUUCAAUUAUAAUUAGAAUUGGAGCGCGCCUUUAGGAUAAAAUUGAAACCCUUAUGGAAAAACAAGAGUUGCACGAGUUGCAAAAGAACUUUUUUUUGAAACAAAAAAAAUGCAUUUAAAGUUUCCAUUUUAUAAAAUACAACAACUCGCACGCGCGUGCGAUAAUUUUAUUUACUGUAAACAAAACCAAGAUCGAAACUGUAAAUGUAUUUUUUUUCUUUUUUAAGGCCGCGUUUUUGCUUAUGCGUUUUCAUUUUUAUAAUUAAACGCUUCAAUUUUUCUCGACGGUCGACAAAUUGAACGCGGUUUGAAGAAAAAAAAAUUAAACGGCGGUUACAACAGCACCAAAGUACGCACUGUUAAAUUUUCCUACGUGCGCAAAUAAUUAUACGACGCUAUUUUGCUUCACCGAUGGAUCGGUGAAUGUAUUUUGAGUACUUCUUGCGUUUCAUAUGCGAGAGACACGGUUGUUCACUCGACAUUUACUGACGAUGUAGUUAUGUCGCUGUUUUUUCUAGCUGCACUUUCCCAUAUAAAUUGUUUCACAAGCUUGUUUUUCUUCCGUCAAAUCCCGAAAAUAGCUUUUCUCUCCCUUCAAAUUCCUCGUUAGUUUUUUCUCUUUAUAUAUUCAAAGUAGCAAAGUGCAACUACAAAAAACAGACGCUAUAUUAUCUUAUAUAUCGAAUACUACUAGUCAAUGACGGGUCAAGUGCAAUUCACGAGCUAUGAGCCCGUCCCUGUUUAGCGCGUAAGUGCUCUUUAAAAAUGCGAUUGCACGUUAGGUAUAAUACUCGUAAUAUACGUACGACUUGUACUGCUGUUACGCUAUGAUGUUUGGUUUUUUUGCUCAAAAUACUUUACGGUGUUGUAAUAAUGUGCGGAAUGUUAAUUAAUGUGUGUGUGACGUUUCUGUAAAGCAAAUUAAAUCGUGCACAGCCAUUUUACAAUA